Molecule: messenger RNA, 3492 nt
Organism: Pedinophyceae sp. YPF-701
Lineage: Eukaryota; Viridiplantae; Chlorophyta; Pedinophyceae
Source: the annotation of a GenBank genome assembly
AUGAGCAGCGGGGCGCGAAACCGCAGUUUGUUCAGGACGACGCACGCCCUGCACGCCCACAGGAAUCGCGGCAGGCCGUCGCGUGGGCGAUGCAGAUGCGUCGCGCUGCUGCUGCUGGUGCUGGUCGCGGUGGUGGGCGUCGCUCUCUUCGAACUGCGCUUCCUGUCGAGCCUGGAAGGACCCGACGGGCCGUCCUUCACGUUCGGCCUGCAGCCCUUCGCGCAUUCGCUCAAGGAGCGCCAGGACUCGUCGAGCGAGCACGUGGUCGGCGCGGCGGAUGACGGCGACGUCGCGGUCGUCGAGGAGACCGAGCCGACCGCGGGCGGCAACGAGGAGACGCCCGAGCCGGACACGUCGUCACAAGCGAGCAGCGACAUGGCAGCGGAGUCGACCGGCGCCCCCGGCGGCGACAGCGCGGCGGAGCCCACCUCAACAGCCACUCCUGCGGGUCUCGGCGAGGACGGCUCGGCACCAGGUGCGACGGAGGCUGCCACCGACGCCGCGGUGCCGACCACAGCCCCCGCAGACUCGGUCCAGGGGGGGUCUGUCGGGAACAACAACAGCACGGAGGCGGCGGGGCUCGCAGCGGCGGACGCGCGCGCCACAGACGCCGCGCUGGACGAUGCGACGCCCGAGGGGAACCUGUCGACGCGCGGCGCGCCAGCCGUCGCGCUCGAGACCGCGGCGCCGCUCGCAGGCGGCGACAACAGCACGGACGCAGGAGGGAGGGGGGGGCGCGAGCCGGCCCUGGGCGGCCCGGGCGCGACGCUGGGCGGCGGCCAGGAGCGUCUGGGGAGGAACGCGGCGACCGUUGCCGCCGUGAAGCGGAAAAAGGAGAAGAGGGCGAAGAAGCGCGCCAAAAAGAAGAAGUGGGGGGUGCCGGGCGCGGCUGCCGGCAACGCGACGACCGCCGCCGGCGCCGUCGGCAGCGGCGAGAUCGCGGGCGCGGUUGCCGGCAACGCGACGACCGCUGCGGGCGCCGUCGGCAGCGGCGAGACCGCGGGCGGGGCCAUGCAGGGACCGGAGUCUGCGGCGUCGGAUGCCGCGAACGCUACUGCUGUGGGUGAGGUGACUUCGAUGGCGGCGGCGAAGGACGAGGGGGGCGUGGAGGGGGCGGUCGCGGCCGAGAACGCGGCGACGGAGGCGGCUGUGUCCGAUGGGAGCGGCACGGACCCCCCGGGCGACGGGACGGUUGAGAGCGGUGCGACGGUGCGGGGCAACGCGACGGCCGGGGGCGGGGGUGCGGCGGCGGCGCUGGAUGGCGCGGGCGCGAGCAGUGUCAGGUCGGAGGCGGACGAGGGCGGUGCGACGGCAGUGGUGGUGGUCGACGACGGAGGCGAGGAUGCGACGCCUGGUGUUGCAGGAGACGGCGUGGUCCCCGGGGACGUGGUGGCACCGAGCGACGCGGGAGGCGAUGUGGGCGGGGGCGACGCGGACGCAGCUGUCACCGCUACGGAGGCGGGCGACCCCGCGGAGGGCAGCCCUUCCGAGCAUGGGGAGGACGAGGCGGUGACGCCGAACGCGGCAGUUGACGCGACGACGCCGGACGUCGAUGGAACGCAGUCGGCGCCGACCACGCCUGCGGGCGACGACGCGGAUCCGGCAGAGGCGGAUCCGGCAGCCACGGAGCCGGCGGCCGAGCCGGCUGCUACCGACGCGGGGGACCAGGGGACUGAUCGGUCGCCCGGAGGGGCUGUCAGCGGGGAGGCGGAGGCGACGACCGCGUCCGGUGAGGCGGCGGUGCCCGCAGCACGGGAGCCGCGCAACCCGCGCGCCCCGGAGGCGUCGGAGGCGUGCGAGGGGGGCGGCAGCGUGGACCUCGACGACGGCUGCACGGUGGUCGACGACGCGCAGCGCUGCGUGAUCGGCGGGCUGUGCUUCGACAGGGAUGCGUACGAGCGCUGCCACGCGGAGGGCGCGGCGGGCGUCGACGCGCUGGUGUGCGUGACGGGCGCGGAGGAGCGCGCGCGGGUCGUGCGGGGCGCGGCGGCCGCGGCGUUCAAGACGGUGAUGCAGCAGGCGCGCGACGCGGACGCUGCGUCGCCGGAGUGGUGGGACGCGGCGUCGGCGGUGGUGGACGCGCUGGACGCGCUGGUGCUGAUGGGGCUGGAGAAGGAGCACGGGGAGGCGCAGGCGUGGGUGCUGGCGAACGUGCGGAUCGACUCCCUGCCGUCGAUGCCGGAGAGCGGGCUCCCCACGUUCCACUCGCGCAUGGUGGGGGGUCUGUUGUCGGCGUUCACGCUGACGGGCAACGCCAAGGUCAAGCAGCUGCUCCUGCGCGCCGCGGACGCCGAGAUCUUCCUGUGGAAGUGCCACAGGGACGUGGGCCCGCACAUCGACGACGCGGACGUGCGCGCCCCCGCGGAGUGGGCGUGCCCCGAGGGCCUCGGCGCCAGCGAGGACGGGCACGCGCUCGCGCACCUCCCCGUGGCCUCGGCGGUGGCGCUGGAGAGCCUCUCGGCGAUAUCCGGCGACGCGCGGUACGCCCGCGUCGUGCGCGCCGUGUACCGCGCCAUGGUGGCCGACGCGGCGCGGACCGACAUCGGGGUGCGCUUCCCGUCGCGGGUGGGCGGCGCGGCGGAGUCGGCUCGGUUCGGGUUCGGCGCGGAGUCGGCCGGGUUCUACCGCGCGCUGAUCGAGACGUGGAGCGCGACGGGUGGCAAGGACGGCGCGCUGCAGGGGGUGUGGAGGGGGGUGCUGGAGGCGUGGGCGAAGCUGGCCGCGCGCGUGGCCAGGACGAGCGCGCCGGGGGACCCGCCCGUGCUGGUGUCGGAGGAGGAGGGCUCGGCGCUGUUCGAGGCGGACGCGUGCGCGAUCGCGGGGUCCCUGGCGGAGCUGACGCGCGCGGAGGCGGCGCCGUCGUUCACGUGCAGCGACAUCCGCGGGGCAGGCGCGGACGCGGGCUGGCCGGGCGAGGGGGAGUGCGGCGCGCUGGCCGUGGCGGAGCUGCUCGCGGAGACGUGCUACCGCAUCGGGCGGGAGUCGCCGUCGGGGUUGGCGCCCGACGCGGUGCGCGGCACGGAGCAGGGCGCGCCGGAGCGCGCGGGCGCGCCGGACGCGGAGGCGCCGCUGGCGUUCAUGGGGCUGGAGGCGGCGAAGAAGCGGUGGUCGAGGCAGGAGGGCGCGCCGAUGUCGUGGUGGGCGCUGUGGCGGACAACGGGCCGGGCGCGGUACCGGGAGUGGGGGUGGCGGCUGUUCGUGGCGAUGGAGCGGAGCAGCAAGGACGGCAGCGGCGCGUACCGCGACGUCAGGAACGUGCUCGGGGCCACGGGCGAGCGCGACGAGCGGCCGCGCACCACGACGCUGCCCAGCAUCCUCAAGUGGCUGUACCUCACGUUCUCCGAGGGCGGGGGUCCCGACGGGACGGGGCUGCUGGACUGGGACAAGUGGGUGGUGUCGAGCGGCGCGCACCCGGUCCCGAUCAAGGAGCUCAGGGUGGACGACGUGGGGGCGUGGAGCGCGGAGGAGAAUGAAAAUGCAUCUGAGGAGUGA